AUGGUGGAAUGUGUGAAUGAGUAUGUGUUUGAAAGUUUCGGGCUUCCUCAGCGCCUGCGACCCACUAUCCCAACUCGAAGCCUCCAAUUAAUUCAGAGCCAGACUCGGGACCUUCGGGAGGCAAGCUGGGAUGCCGGAGCCUGGGCAGGCCGAAGCUCCGCGGCCAAUGGGCAGGUUCCUGCGCCCUCCGCCCCCUCUCCGCCCCUCCGCUCCCUGGACUUAACUGUCUGCAAAAGCAAACACGUAAAAGGCAGCCGGGUGAUCGAUAAGAAACUUCGGAACCUGGAGAAGACAAAAGGUAAACUUGAUGAUUACCAGGAACGAGUGAACAAAGGGGAAAGGCUUAAUCAAGAUCAGCUGGAUGCCGUUUCUAAGUACCAGGAAGUCACAAAUAAUUUGGAGUUUGCAAAAGAAUUACAGAGGAGUUUCAUGGUACUAAGUCAAGAUAUUCAGAAAACAAUAAAGAAGACAGCACGUUGGGAGCAGCUGAUGAGAGAAGAAGCUGAACAGAAACGUUUAAAAACUGUACUUGAGCUGCAGAAUGUUUUGGACAAACCAGGAGAUAAUGAAGUGCGAACUGACCGGAAACAAGGUUUGAAUGGAGUGCCAAUAUUGUCCGAAGAGGAAUUGUCAUUGUUGGAUGAAUUCUGUAAGUUAGUAGACCCUGAAUGGGACAUGAGCUUGAGGUCGAAUGAACAGUAUGAACAUGCCUCCAUUCACCUGUGGGACCUGCUGGAAGGGAAGGAAAAAUCUGUACGUGGAACCACCUAUAAAGUUCUAAAGGAAAUUGUCGAGCGUGUUUUUCAGUCAAACUACUUUGACAGCACCCACAACCACCAGAAUGGGUUGUGUGAGGAAGAAGAGGCAGCCUUAGCACCUACAGUUGAAAACCAGGUAGCUGAAGCUGAACCUGAGCCAGCAGAAGAGUACACUGAGCAAAAUGAAGUUGAAUCAACAGAGUAUGUAAGUAGACAGUUCAUGGCAGAAACACAGUUCACCAGUGGUGAAAAGGAGCAGGUAGAUGAGUGGACAGUUGAAACAGUUGAGGUGGUAAAUUCACUCCAGCAGCAACCUCAGGCUGCAUCCCCUUCAGUACCAGAGCCCCACUCUUUGACUCCCGUGGCUCAAGCAGAUCCCCUUGUGAGAAGACAGUGAGUACAAGACCUUAUGGCACAGAUGCAGGGUCCCUAUAAUUUCAUACAGGAUUCAAUGCUGGAUUUUGAAAACCAGACACUUGAUCCUGCCAUUGUAUCUGCACAGCCUAUGAAUCCAGCACAAAACAUGGACAUGCCCCAGCUGGUUUGCCCUCCAGUUCAUUCUGAAUCUAGGCUUGCUCAGCCUACUCAAGUUCCUGUACAACCAGAAGCCACACAGGUUCCUUUGGUGUCAUCCACAAGUGAGGGGUAUAUAGCGUCUCAACUCCUGUACCAGCCUUCUCAUGCUACAGAGCCACGACCACAGAAGGAACCAAUCGAUCAGAUUCAGGCAACAAUCUCUUUAAAUACAGACCAGACUACAGCAUCAUCAUCCCUUCCUGCUGCUUCUCAGCCUCAAGUAUUUCAGGCUGGGACAAGCAAAUGUUUACAUAGCAGUGGAAUCAAUGUAAAUGCAGCUCCAUUCCAAUCCAUGCAAACAGUGUUCAAUAUGAAUGCCCCAGUUCCUCCUGUUAAUGAACCAGAAACUUUAAAACAGCAAAAUCAGUACCAGGCCAGUUAUAACCAGAGCUUUUCUAGUCAGCCUCACCGGAGAACAGAGCUUCAGCAAGAACAGCUUCAAACAGUGGUGGGCACAUACCAUGGUUCCCCGGACCAGUCCCAUCAAGUGACUGGUAACCACCAGCAGCCUCCUCAGCAGAACACUGGAUUUCCAUGCAGCAGUGAGCCCUUUUACAAUAGCCGUGGUGUGUCUCGUGGAGGUUCCCGUGGUGCUAGAGGCUUGAUGAAUGGAUCCCGGAACCCUGCCAAUGGAUUCAGAGGAGGAUAUGAUGGUUACCACCCUUCAUUCUCUAACACUCCGAACAGUGGUUAUACACAGUCUCAGUUCAGUGCUCCGGAUUACUCUGGCUAUCAACGGGAUGGAUAUCAGCAGAAUUUCAAGCGAGGCUCUGGGCAGAGUGGACCACGGGGAGCCCCACGAGGUCGUGGAGAUCCCCCAAGACCCAACAGAGGGAUGCCGCAAAUGAACACUCAGCAAGUGAAUUAAUCUGAUUCACAGGAUUAUGUUUAAUCGCCAAAAACACACUGGUCAGUGUACCAUAAUAUGUUACCAGAAGAGUUAUUAUCUAUUUGUUCCCCCUUUCAGGAAACUUAUUGUAAAGGGACUGUUUUUAUCCCAUAAAGACAGGAGUACAGUUGUCAGCUUUAUAUUACCUGGAGAUGGAAGGAAACUAUUUUUACUCUGCAUGUUCUGUCCUAAGCGUCAUCUUGAGCCUUGCACGUGAUACUCAGAUUCCUCACCCUUGCUUAGGAGUAAAACAAUAUACUUUACAGGGUGAUAAUAAUCUCCAUAGUUAUUUGAAGUGGCUUGAAAAAGGCAAGAUUGACUUUUUGACAUUGGAUAAAAUCUACAGAUCAGCCCUCGAGUUAUUCAGCAGUAACUGACAAACUAAAAUAUUUCCCUAGAAAGGAAUAUGAAAGGAGUGGAGUGUGGUUUGGCAGAACAACUGCAUUUCACAGCUUUUCCAGUAAAAGUGGAGCACUGAACGUUUAGAUGCAUACCAGAUUAUGCAUGGGUCCUAAUCACACAUAUAAGGCUGGCUACCAGCUUUGACACAGCACUGUUCAUGUGGCCAAACAACUGUGGUUUAAAAACACACGUAAAAUG
Molecule: messenger RNA, 2823 nt
Organism: Cebus imitator (Panamanian white-faced capuchin)
Lineage: Eukaryota; Metazoa; Chordata; Mammalia; Primates; Cebidae
Product: caprin-1-like
Cellular component (GO): cytoplasm
Molecular function (GO): RNA binding
Source: RefSeq, a predicted model, not a curated record